GCGAGUGUGUUCAUUAUGCGUGCAUCCGCAAACUGGCGGUCUUCUCCUCCCCUGGUGAUUGUAGUUGUCUGCGUUGCUGUGUUUACAGACAUCUUUCUCUAUGGAUUGAUUGUGCCUGUGCUGCCCUUUGCACUGGAGGAAAGAAUAGGACUCAGUGGCAAAAGUGUUCAAAGAUGGAGCUCUAUUCUGUUAGCUACCUACGGUGGGUCAAUUCUUAUCGGGUCCGUGUUCGCCGGAUGGAUUGGUGACCAAGCAUGCAGGCGGACAAAGCAGCUGCCGUUCCUGGCCGGUAUGCUGAUUGCCGGGGGUGCGACACUGCUGUUCUCGCUCAGUAAAUCCCUAGGCUGGGUUCUGAUUGCGAGGAUUUUGCAAGGUCUUUCAACCGCCCUGAUCUUUACAAUCGGCUAUAGUCUUCUAUUGGAUACAGUUGGCAAGGAAAGCAUAGGCCACGCGCUUGGUUUUACCAGCAUGGGUCUCAGUCUGGGGUUGUUCGCGGGGCCGAUUGUAGGCGGCUUCAUCUACGAUUCAGCAGGAUAUCUCGCUGUUUUUGGACCUGCCUUUGCCCUGAUUGUCCUAGAAAUAGGUCUACGGCUACUCCUGCGACCUACAAUCCAGUACACGAGACAAGCGCCACCUUGCACCGGUCUGGCUGACGAGCAUUCAUCUUUAAGACCUGGCAGACAAGUUUCCAAUCCUUAUGUCGAUCAAAAUGGUCCGAGCACUGUCGAAGACCAUCCGCUAUCGUACCUUGUGAUUCUCCUGCACUCUCCACGAUUUGCAGUCGCGAUGAUAGGGAUGGCCCUUCUCAACACAUUCAUGACGGCGUUCGAAGCUGUCUUGCCUAUUUACCUGCACGAAGUCUUCACCUACAGUUCGACGCAGGUAGCUGUCGUGUUUCUGUCAAACACCCUGCCCAUGUUAUUUUCUCCACUCUCUGGAGCUCUGGUGGAUCGAAUAGGGCCGUUUGGGCCGGCACUGACCGGCUUCGCUCUCGCGGGUCCGAGCAUGAUGCUUCUGGCCAUGAUCCAAACCGACACACUAGUCAACUCCGUUCUUCUCCGGGUAUACUUGUUUUUGUUUGGAUGUAGUGUUUCGCUGGCCAUGCCCGCGAUGAUGACAGAGAUUAGUCUCGCCACCGAGGCGGUUGAGCAUGCACACCCCGGGAUCUUUGGACGAGGAGCAUACUCCCAGGCUUACGGCCUGAGUAACGCUGCCUUCGCGGGGGGGACACUGGCAGGGCCACUAUAUGCCGGCUACUUGCGGGAAUGGUUUGGGUGGAAGCUUAUGGUCAUCUCGAUGGGUGUGCUGAGUCUGGCUAUGGCAGGCUUGAUUUGUGGUUAUACCGGAGGAGAGCGCACUGAUACAACCACAGGGAGGAGAGAUCUCUAA
Aspergillus uvarum CBS 121591 is the source of this 1389-nucleotide messenger RNA. Its product is annotated as MFS transporter. Lineage: Eukaryota; Fungi; Ascomycota; Eurotiomycetes; Eurotiales; Aspergillaceae. The record is from RefSeq and is a predicted model, not a curated record. The coding region runs from base 16 to 1389 and encodes 457 amino acids. The transcript has 2 exons. Gene Ontology annotation, molecular function: transmembrane transporter activity. Gene Ontology annotation, biological process: transmembrane transport.